UCCACCAACUUUGACAUUCCAUUCAAGGACACAUUCUCGAAAAUUUAGAACUGAAGUUAUGCGUUUAUGUGAGUCUACGAAAGCAUCAAUCAAUAGUAUGAUGAAAGCAAUACUGAGUGACCACUCAAAUUUAUUUUUAAUUCCGCCUUGUCACUUUACGUGUUUCGUGGUGUUCAUGCUUCCGUGAAAUACUCUGGUUACACUCGAGUAGGCUUUUAUUAAACGGAAUCGCUUCAAAACCAGCUUAAGAGAACACCUUAGUGGCUUUCGCCAGUCAAGUUGAUCAUAUAGGUUUGAGACAAUUUUAUCGAACAGAUAGCUCACUUUUCGUUCAGUUUGUUUCGACUUAUGGGUUAUAUCUGCCUAAUCAGGUAUUAUAACAUGUGUAUGGGCUACAAGAGCCUAAUAUCCUUAUUGCCUGGAUCUGAGUCUGAAAUUUAGAUAUUUAUUUGUUAUGCAGCGCUGCACGUAACUUAUAAUCAAAGAUUUUCGCCUCAGCUUUUCUCGGGACUACUUGGAGAUAACUCUUGCAAUUCUCGUGAGGAUCUGAUCAGGUCUCUUGAUUGUGGACAAAUAUGGUCACGAUGACUCAAGUUCUGCCGGUGCAUACUUCUAAGAGAUUUCAGAAACGGAGCGGUAAUCUACAGCGGACAAGACUGAAAAACAAAUCUGCUCGAGCACGUCCUCACACUUACUGAGAGCUUACUCCUCGCUAGAAAACUACACUCUAGAAAAGUCAAAUAACUGGUUAUCUGUGUGCUCAUGAUUAUAAAAGAGUGACGGAAACUUGUUUAUUGGGAAUGUCUCGUGGUAUUCUCCGUCAAAAGCUUGAUAACCUUUAUCAAUCAAAAACCAGAAGAUGGGUUGCAAUUAUACUCGGAAUAUUGGAGUUGUUUUGGUUUAGUGGUUACUACUAUGGUUUCAAUUCGCUUAUUCCAGCCUGGAAAUCACUCAGGGUGUUUGCAUAUAACUGCAGCGAUACGAGUAACACUUGCAUGUAUUAUGAUUAUAUGUUUGGAAAUGGUUUUGUGGUAUGGAUUGUAACGCAAAUGUGCUUGAUAACAUUCGCUGGACUGAUCAUGGAUAAAGUUGGAUUGCGGGCAAUGAAGUUAAUAGCUGUUUGUUUGUACUUUAUCGGCACAGUGUUAUUUGCUUAUAUACAUGGUGAUACGGAGUCACUUUACUUCAUUUCUGGCAUAUUAGUUGCUCUUGGCAGCACAUCGAAUUUGAUAUGUAAUCACCAGAUUACUUCGAUGUUUCCCAAAUAUCGUGGAAUAUGCAUUUCUCUCUUAUCUGGUGCAUUCGAUUCAAGUACGCUUAUCGUUUUCAUAUUCUCUAAGACGUAUACGCAACUAUCUCUGCAAACAUCUUUCACCAUCUUAGCAGUCACCUCACUUUGUGUCGGUUUAUUUAUGGCUAUAUUUAUUCUAACUACAAAGUCGGGUGAUAUGAGCAGGUUUGCAUACAGCAAUGAAAUGGUUGAAAACAGUCACCUUAAAGGACGUGAACGGGUGAAAGCUCCUUCCGAUGGUACCAAUGGAAAUACUGAAAAGAUGUUGCCGAGUGAAGAAGGAACGAACAACGUUGAUGUAUCGAGAAGAGUCAACACAAUCAUAGAAUUACGUUAUCAAUCCUUGAAAGAUUGUAUACUAUCCUUGCCAUUCCUGAUGAUCGCAAUAUGGUUUACGAUUGGUCUGUUUCGUUUCUCAACAUUUCUUGGACAACUCCAACGCUUGAUAUAUGAGUCGUUUGGAGACGAUGAGGCGACAGUCGAUCAUGUGCUUCAAAUAUCAUCAGCAUUUUCAAUGUGUGGUUUUCUAGCGGCUCCAAUCACCGGUUUCAUACUGGACACAUCUCAAGCUUACUGUCGAAGAAAGAUAGCACGGAAUACAAACUGGAGCAUAGAUAGCAGUGAGUCAUACGAGAAUAAAAUUUACUACACGUAUGUAUUCGGACUGGCGCCAGGUUUGUUCAUCAUGGCAGUGUGUGCUGUAUUUGUGAGUGGUUUAGUAUUUAUACCGAAAGUGAUUGCCUUCUAUGCAGCAUUUGUCUUCUUGGUGAUGUUGCGUUCAUUGUUGUUUAGUGCAUCUGUUGGAUUUUGUUUAAUCGCCUUCCCCAUCCAUUACUUCGGGACGGUGAAUGGUAUAUUGAAUACAAUCGGUGGUGUGUUCAGUCUACUUCAGUAUGCAUUUCAAUACACACCGACAGCAUCGAUAGCUAAUAUCAUUGCAACUGUUGUCACUUUCGGGUUAUUCAUACCGCCUAUUGUUCUUUUCAAGAUGAGUAGGCGAUAGUCUCAGAGUGGUGAAUAACUGCGACUUCAGGGAUGAUCCUCACAGACAUUCUCGCUUUCCCCCACUUGCUUGCUUUCUUCGUCUUUGUCGUUUAUGUAUGUUUUGCUAUAUUUAUUCAAUGAUCGACUUAUAUCAUGAGUGACGUGGAAAUCUUCUUUCAAAUAGGCAAUCUUUCGUAUUUUUUUAAAACGUUUUUGACGCUUACCCUUUGCAGUACUUAUGAAUAAUUCAAGUAUCUGUUCGCUAUUUUAUGCUUUUGUAAAAAUCAUGUUUUCAUUCCUGACAUUGUCAAGGGUUUUUAUAUCACAGCAUUUUGUUUAUAUCUUUUAUAAAAGCCAAUAUAUUCAAAUUACCAGUUUGCAUGUUUGAUUGUUUGUUUGUAUGUUGUCACUGUUCAGCGCUGUCAGUGUAAUCUUUCGUCUUCAGAUGAAGAAGAGCAUAUUAAUGAGACAUUUAUUUAUCUUCUAUUUGUAAAUUGUCGAGAAAUGUGUCUGAUGUGGGCACUUUCAGUUAAAUCGAGAAAUAUAGUAGAACAGUUGUAUCAUGUUGUGUGUUAUAACUUUGGUCUUGUUUGAUAUGGGAUUCGGAAUAGGGGGAAUUUAAUAAUAGGACAGCUUUUGAUGGCUGAGUACCUACUAGGAUUUUAAUACGCUACAAGUGAAUUACGUCACUUUAGUUAACAUCUUGUUGUUAGGGCGGGAACUUUUCAACAUUUAAAUAGCAUUCGUAUGUUGAUUUACAGAUAUUUAAUUUGUUACAAGUUUUCACUAUGAGCUCACUUUGGCUAGAGAACCAUUUGACAACCAGCAGAGAGUACUAUAUAACAGUGUCGUCAGCCUUAUUUGAGAAGCUGCUUCAGUUCGCACCAUUUGGUGUGUUUUGGACACACGGCCUUCCGGUUACAAGGCGAGCUCUUAAACCGUUGUGCUUCUGUGACCCCAUCCAAUAGCCUUCACAUGAAUUCGAACUUCCACAACAUCAGCGAAUUAAUAACACAGCGCCUGAAGAAUGCAGUUAAAAAACUUAUUAUGCAGCAGAGGCGGUACGUUGUCUCUUUACAACCACACCUAUUUUAUGUUCGAGAAAUAGGAUAAACUACCUAAAUUCGCCUCCUCUAUGUGUAUCUACCAGUUUGACUGCAAAUGUGGAGCCAGCUACAUUGGGCGUACAAUUAGGCAAGUUCAUCGUCGUAUUUCCGAAUAUCAUCCAACGUGGUUAAGUAAGGGACAAAAAAGAUCUAUUCGUAGCUCUAUUUUAGCCCACCUCGUUGAUACUGACAGUAAGAUUGAUGUUAAUACAACAUUUAAAAUUAUUUAUCGCAUUCCAACUUAUCUUAAUUUUGCUCUGUGAGUUCGUCUUCUACAGACGGCUGAGGCGAUUGGAAUUCAUCUGAAGAAGCCAAGCCUAUGUGUACAGAAAAAAUUUGUACAGCCACUUUCCCUACCGUUGCCAUCGUCACAAGAAUGCAUAAACAGGACUGCGUCACCCCCUCCCCCUAAACCUAUAAAAUUAUAUUUGUCUAAAUUAUUUAUUUUGACCACUUUAUCUUUAGUUUACGUGUUAUUCUUGUAAAAUUAAUUUAUUCUAUCCAUUUCCACCUUUUAAAUCUGUAUUGAUUUUCUUCGUUAACUAUUAACCCAUUGACACUGUUUAAUUAUUGUUAACAAACUUAUCGCCACUUGAUUGGCAAACUGUUGUAUUGUAAUUAUAAAAUGCUAUAUAUAUCAGAGUAGAGCCAAAGAUGAGGAUCUAACUGAAAAGUAAAUAUUUCUUCGCUC
Messenger RNA from Trichobilharzia regenti, 4072 nucleotides. NCBI's taxonomy places the organism in Eukaryota, Metazoa, Platyhelminthes, Trematoda, Strigeidida, Schistosomatidae. The record is from the annotation of a GenBank genome assembly.